Psilocybe cubensis is the source of this 882-nucleotide messenger RNA. Its product is annotated as putative phosphoglycerate mutase. Gene Ontology annotation, cellular component: cytoplasm. Lineage: Eukaryota; Fungi; Basidiomycota; Agaricomycetes; Agaricales; Agrocybaceae. The transcript has 8 exons. Bases 1 to 882 code for a protein of 293 amino acids. The record is from RefSeq and is a predicted model, not a curated record. Gene Ontology annotation, molecular function: phosphatase activity.
AUGAGUUUUCCUACAAGAUAUGAGUCUGUCCCCGGAUUCUUUGUUCAAGACGAUGCACAUGCAAUCGCAGUAGCGGUUCCACCGCGUCUUGGCUUGAAAGAUGCUUCAGAUGAUCGAUGGCCUAAAUUUCUGGCACUGGUUGAAAAGCUAAACGCCGAAAGCCCUCCUGAUGUCUCGUACAAGUUCUUCUUGCUUAUUCGUCACGGGCAAGGAUAUCAUAAUGUGGGAGAGGCAAAGUACGGUAGCGUAGACUGGGAUCUAAACUGGUCGAGGAUCAACGGGGACGAUGAAAUGACCUGGGGACCCGAUCCCCUCCUGACGCCUCUUGGAAAACAACAGGCGGCUGAUGUGCAAAGAGAAAUGGUCCUCGAGGCAGCUGCAGGGUUGCCUCCCCCCCAUAAACGUUAUUGCAGCCCAUUCUCACGCGCACUGGAUACUUGUGACAUAGCCUUCGCGGGGGUCUACGAGGAACACCCAUACCCCGUCCUUGUCGUCGAGGAUUGCAGGGAGGAAAAUGGUGUUCACACCUGUGACAAACGCAACACGCGCUCAUAUAUAGCCAACUAUAAACCCCAUUUCUUGAUAGAAGAGGGUCUUACAGAGUUGGAUGACCUUUGGGACCCCAACGUGCGUGAAACCAAAGAGGAGGUUUCGCUGCGCGCACGGUCAAUUAUAGAUAGGGUCUUUGCGAAUGAUACUGAAUCCUACUACAUCUCGAUUACAUCUCACAGUGGUUUCAUCACUGGAUUUUUGCAGGCAAUAGGGCGCGAGCGGUAUCCGCUCCCAACUGGAGGUAUAGUCCUCACUGCAGCAUCCAAUGUCUCCGGCGCUAAUACCCUCAACUCUUCUUCUACUAACAGGGGUCAUACCCGUUCUGGUUAA